Sorex araneus (European shrew) is the source of this 543-nucleotide messenger RNA. RefSeq names its product RHEB like 1 (gene RHEBL1). Gene Ontology annotation, cellular component: plasma membrane. NCBI's taxonomy places the organism in Eukaryota, Metazoa, Chordata, Mammalia, Eulipotyphla, Soricidae. Gene Ontology annotation, molecular function: GTP binding; GTPase activity; GDP binding. The transcript is spliced from 8 exons. The record is from RefSeq and is a predicted model, not a curated record. Gene Ontology annotation, biological process: small GTPase-mediated signal transduction.
AUGCAAAGCCACCAUGUUAGAGAAGAGUACGUUUUAGGCUUCCAGCUGACCACCACCCUGCCCCUGCGGGGGGCUUCUGCUGUGCCGCUAGUUGGCGACCGGAAGGUUGUUAUCCUAGGGUACCGCUCCACAGGGAAGACAUCUUUGACACAUCAGUUUGUGGAGGGUAAGUUCCUGGAAGACUAUGAUCCCACAGUAGUGAAUGAGUACAGCAUUCUGCCCCAUUCAUUCAUCAUUGGAGUCCAUGGUUCUGUGCUUGUAUAAUCUGUCACCUCUCUUCAUAGCUUCCAAGUCAUUGAGAGUCUGUACCAAAAGCUACAUAAGUGGCCAGUGGUGCUAGGGGGGAGCAAAGCAGCUCUCUCACUGGGUAUGGAGGUCCGGGCAGUUGAGGGGAAGAAGCUGGCAGAGUCCUGUGGUGCGACAUUUAUGGAGUCAUCUGCUAUCGAGAAUCAGCUGACUCAAGGCAUCUUCACCAAAGUCAUCCAGGAGAUUGCCCGGGUGAAGAAUUCCUAUGGGCACAAGCGCCACUGCUGUUUCUUGUGA